GAACAUGCCAUCCUGUAUUUGAUUGUGCAACAUGCUUGAUCACCAGAAAUUCGAGAAGCUCAAGUUAAACGACAAGGCAGUGUUUUCCAAGCCAGUGCGCCGUCGGCAGCGGCAAACUCUUUCUUGUCUUCCCUGUCGCCGGCUUAAAGUGAAAUGUGAUCGUGGCCACCCUUGUCGCCAUUGUGUAUGGAGCGACAGGGCCGCGAGCUGUCAAUAUGCGCCGUUUCCAACCGCGCAGGCGAACAGUAUAAAUUCGUCGGACGAGGAUCAGACUGGCAAAUCAAGCCUAUCGCCUCAAGCACCAAUUGACAGAGCGAAGCCUGCGCUCUUGUUACCCAAGACCGAGCCUGAUCUUUUCGACUCAUCUCCGGCGGCGACAACAUCAUCGUCCAAAAGUGAAGAGUCUGUCAAGUCGAUUUAUGAUCCGUAUAAUAGUUGGAACUCCAAAUUCCGAGGGUCAACCCACUGGCUCACUGUUUCACGACAAAUUCAAUAUGGGCACAAAUCUAUGAGCGGCAACCCACUUUACGACGUUCUGGAAGAUGUUUUUAAUAAGAUUACAAACAACUUCACUUCCUCCAUAUUUCCCUCUAAUUAUCCCUUUGGAUGUGGAUAUCAGGAGCAGUUUCCGAGUAAGAGAGAGGUUCUAACUUACAUACCGGACCGCCCGACAAUCAUGUUCUUGAUCGACGUUUAUAUGAAUACGAUAGAGAGGACUCAUCCAAUGCUGCACCCGCCAACUUUCUAUAAAGAACUAGACAACUUUUGGGAGGAUCCAGCAGCGGUAGAGGACGAAUGGUUAGCACAGUUCCUUGUGAUGCUCGGUAUGAGCCAUCAUAUGUCGCGGGGUGUCAACAUAACGCCGGAUGAAGAGGCAACUUUGAAACAGUACUUUCGCGGCGCCGAGACAUGUCUAAAAAGUACGAUAUUCCUCAUAGCGCCCAAUCUUACGUCGUUGCGGACGCUAAGUAUGAUGGUCCUUGCUAGACGUAUUCUUGCGUCCAGCUGCCUCGAACUUGAUGCUUGCGGCCCUCUUUCAGCCAUUGUUAUGAGAAUGGCUAUUGGCAUCGGCCUACAUGUGGACCCUCAGAAUGACGUUAGUGACAGCACAUCGCUCUUUGACAGAGAAAUACGCAAAAAGUUAUGGUCAACGAUUGCGAUGAUGUGUACUAACAUAUCGGUUCUGACUGGAACUCCAUUUGCACUUCGGUCGUCACAUAUGAAUACUCAGCCGCCUUUGAACUUGAACGAUAUAGAUUUGAGUCCAUCUCUUCUAGCUUACCCCAUCCCACGACCUCUAGAGGAGUUUACGGACUCCACUUUCUUGAUUAUCGUUGCAAAUUCGUUUCAACUGGCUUUUGAUACGGUGGCUCAUGCAAACUCGCCAACCACGUAUCUCCCGUAUGAGGAUGUUCUCAUAUACAACGUCAAAAUCAAGAAUUUACUCUUGGAAGCAACUCAGUUGUACCAUCAGUCCUCCCCGGUACCUCUCGAGGACUGGAAGCAGGAUCAACUAUUCAUGCUGCAGGUUUACCUUCGCCGCCUUCUACUGGCCCUUCACUCGGUCUACGGCCUACAACCGAAUGCUGAUGUUGAAUAUCCGGUAUCAUACUGGGCUACUUUAGAAUCCGCUCUAGCUCUACUGGUCAUCCAGAGGCAGCUAUCAGAGGAUCUGAACAGUCCCCCCGGCCGAGUAUGGCUAGGCGAAUAUUACAAACACGACUUUUACGCAGCGACAUUAACAAUAUGCCUGAUAAUGACCCGCAACGAUGCCGUGGCCAUGGACAUUAAUUCUAACGGACCAUCUCAGACCAACCUUGAGAUCCCACGAGAAACCAUUCUCCAGACAUUAAUAUGUUGUCGCGAUAUCUGGGCUCGUCGCAUCUGUCAGACGUACUGCCAUUUCUUAUCGUAUAUGAACCUUGGAACCAUUAUUGCGAGCAUAAUGACUCCGAGGGGGAAGAAUAUUCACUCUACCGAGGUGUAUAAGUCAAGCCUCCGCGAAAGUCUUCGUAUGUUGAAGAACUGUCCGUGUGGGAAGUGUGCGACUGAUUCGACUAGUGUGAAGGGAUCAUUUUUGAAUCAUCCUGAAUAUCUGGCGGUUUAGUUGGGAAUGGCGAUUAGAUGAUAUAUAUAUAUAUAUACGGAUGUAACGAUAGAGAUACCACUAAUGACAAUCUAGCUCUUCAUAC
This is a messenger RNA of Talaromyces stipitatus ATCC 10500, 2192 nucleotides long. Its product is annotated as C6 transcription factor, putative. The record is from RefSeq and is a predicted model, not a curated record. The transcript is spliced from 2 exons. NCBI's taxonomy places the organism in Eukaryota, Fungi, Ascomycota, Eurotiomycetes, Eurotiales, Trichocomaceae. Gene Ontology annotation, molecular function: DNA-binding transcription factor activity, RNA polymerase II-specific; zinc ion binding; DNA binding. Bases 32 to 2107 code for a protein of 691 amino acids. Gene Ontology annotation, cellular component: nucleus. Gene Ontology annotation, biological process: DNA-templated transcription; regulation of DNA-templated transcription.